AAACCCGAGAAAAGGAGGCUUUUUCUAUACUACCCGCAUUACUUACUUGUCAGUCAGUGAGAUAAAGUAAAGUGACAGAGUCUCCGAACCAAAACCGGGUAGCGGUGGGUGAUGAUGACGAUGGUGAUUUAGCCUGGCUGGUCAGAUCCCUGAUAAUUUAAAUCCCAUUUAAAUAGAGGCUUGGCUCGGCUGCUUGAAAUCUAAGUUGGAGCAACAGAUCGUGCCAGGAAAUGACGAACAACACGAUACAUUGAAAUUAAACACGGAAAACCAACAAAUCAAUCUGUGAACGACUGUAAUAUUUGUGUACAUUCCUCAAAAGUGUAGCCCCACCUAUAUCAUUUUAGUUUUCAAUCCAAAACAAAAUGUGAUUCGAUACUCUGUCUUUCAAAGAAUAUUAUUCUUCAAGAUAGGAAAAGUUUUGUGAAAGUUGGAAACUUUUUUUGCGGCUUUGGUCAUACUUUGUGGGAAAUCGGCAUCGAGGGAGUGCUUAUUCGUGUACCAAGAUGGGCAACAUUCACACCGUCGGUCCCAACGAAGCCCUUAUCGUGUCAGGAGGAUGCUACGGUUCGACGACAAAAAAGACCAUCGUGGGUGGAUGGACGUUCGCAUGGUGGUUGGUGACUGAUGUACAGCGAUUGUCAUUGGAGGUAAUGACCGUGAAUCCAAUGUGUGAACAUGUCGAGACGGCGCAAGGAGUCCCUCUCACAGUGACUGGGGUCGCUCAAAUCAAAGUGAUGCGUGCGGAUGACUUGUUAAGAACGGCGGCUGAACAAUUUUUGGGCGUUCCAGUCAACCAGCUUAGGGGAACAGUUAAUCAAACGCUGGAAGGCCAUUUACGUGCCAUUCUGGGAACCCUGACUGUGGAAGAAGUGUAUCGUGACCGUGACCAAUUUGCGAGUCUAGUAAGAGAAGUUGCUGCGCCGGACGUGGGACGGAUGGGAAUUGAAAUCCUCUCAUUUACCAUUAAAGACGUAUUUGAUGAUGUCGAGUAUCUCAGUUCUCUGGGGAAAUCUCAGACCGCAAAUGUACGUCGUGACGCCGAUGUCGGUGUGGCGCAGGCUGGGCGAGAUGCUGGAAUUCGGGAAUCAGAAUGCCAGAAAUCUGCCAUGGAUGUCAAGUACUCCACAGACACGAAGGUGGAGGAUUGUUUCCGCAUUUACAAACUUCAACAAGCUGCCUUUGACAAAGAAAUUAACACUGCGAAAGCAGAAGCUGCCUUAGCCUAUGAACUUUCUGCUGCCAAAGUGAGUCAGAAAUUGAAGCACGAGGAAAAAUUGUGUGAUGUUAUCGAACGAAGGAAAUUGGUUGAAGUUGAAGAACAAGAAGUUCAAAGGAAGGAAAGAGAUUUAGUCGCUGCCGUGAAGUUGCCGGCCGAAGCAGAAGCUUACCGAGUUCAAACCGUGGCUGAAGGGAGACGAACGGAGACACUGGAAGUAGCCCGAGCAGAGGCGGAACGGAUCAGAAAAAUUGGUCAAGCAGAGUCCGAAGCUAUCGCUGCCGUUGGAAAAUCUCAGGCAGAAACAAUGAAGGCGAAGGCCUCCUCGUACGCCAACUUUGGAAAUGCUGGAAUCUGUGCUAUGAUUACUCAACACCUGCCCCAAAUCGCGGCCGAAGUUUCAGCCCCACUUGCAAAGAUUGAAGAUAUCCUAAUUAUUGGAGGAAACAAAGAUGGGAGCAGUCUAGUUGGAGAACUGACAAAGACGAUUGGAACAUUAAACCCGUGUGUACAAGCGCUAACAGGAAUCAACAUUGCUUCAGCAGUGGGUCAAAAACUUAGCGGAAGUGGAAGUGCUAGUGGAGAUGGAAAGGGGCGUGGAAAGUAAAAUUUCAACUAAAGCCGUUGCGCGUUGUUGCGCGUUGUUGCGCCUACAAUAAGUGCAAGAAAGAAAUCAAAAAUGUCCAAAUAUAUGAAAUAUUAAUUACUACUACUACGUAAUAAGUAUUGCCAUACAUAUGUUUAUAAGUUGUAGAUAGUUAUAAAUUACUACCUAAUUGUUGCCAUUUUUAUUAAUUUUAAACAUUCAUUAUCAAAAUUGUGAACCGUUUAGCUGUAUCUAUCUAUGUACAUUCGCUUUCCCUGUCAAAAUACUAAUAUCCCAAAAUUUUGUGAUUUCCUCUCCAAAAACAAAUUAUCUGUCACAAUUUAUUAAUAUACUCAAUUUUAAAUCAACUGAUACUAAAAUAACGGAUCUGAAAAAAACUCUUUGUACGUACUCCACCAACUCAUUCGUCCAGACUGUGAAGCCAAUUUAUUUAGGACAAAAUUUAUUUAGCUAAAGAAAAUAACCUGCUUAGCUUUUAUUCAGCUUGACAAACCAAUUAUUAUUAUCAAUGAAAUGAAAACUCACAGGUUGAAUAUUUACAAGGACAAAACAAGAUAAUACAUAAUAUAAUAAUUGAAAUAUGUAUGCAAAAUUAGUCGUUUACUUAGAUUACUACAAAAUCUACUACAAACAAGUAUGUAUUCAUUUUUUGAUAAUAUUUGCCAUUCACACUGCCAGCAAAAUAUAUACACAAACAAGGUUAUCGAAUUGAAGGAUUUUAUGUACCUAUAUUUGUAUUACUCUGCUGCUUUCCUUACUUAUUAUGGAAAAAUAUAUAUCACUCUUUCCUGUUUUUAGUGCAUUUAAUAUUUUUGUAACAUUGGGAUUUUCUAAACUACUGACUGAACGGAAAUGUAUGGCUAAACAAGAACACACCUAGUCUGUCAGGUACAUAUUUACAUACAAUUGCUUAUAUGUAGUGUUUUAACUUUGUUAUACAAAAGUACUUAUCAUUACAGAAAUAAUAUUUGAUCCAGUAUAAACACAAUUUAUUUUGUUGCGCUAUUGCUAAUGAAUGAUUAAUUACGUUAUUUUUAUUGUCUAAAUAGUUAGUUAAUGGUCACGAUGAGUGUAUAGACAAAUGAUGAUUGUUAGCGUACUUAUUUAGGGGAUUAGCAAAAUUGUUCAUUAAUUAUUAGCGUGGAAUAAAUGGAAAGUUAUUGUUGCAUUAUGAAAUUCUA
Molecule: messenger RNA, 3007 nt
Organism: Folsomia candida
Lineage: Eukaryota; Metazoa; Arthropoda; Collembola; Entomobryomorpha; Isotomidae
Gene: Flo2
Product: flotillin-2
Exons: 16
Coding region: 507-1826 (439 amino acids)
Biological process (GO): regulation of myoblast differentiation; protein localization to plasma membrane
Cellular component (GO): plasma membrane
Source: RefSeq, a predicted model, not a curated record